Rotaria sp. Silwood2 is the source of this 1137-nucleotide messenger RNA. NCBI's taxonomy places the organism in Eukaryota, Metazoa, Rotifera, Eurotatoria, Philodinida, Philodinidae. The record is from the annotation of a GenBank genome assembly.
AUGGAAGAAUUUCACGAUCAAAUAAAUGAAUUACGCAUAAAUUCUCAACAGCUUGAAAAUAUUGAUAUAAGUCAUUUUGUCAAUGAAAUUGAACAAAUUGGUCAACAAUUGAAAUAUUCACAAGAAUUUCUUCUUAAAGAAAUUCAACGUUUAAAAAAAGAUUUAGAUAUAAAUUACGCUAAACUUAAUUAUGCUAAUGAACUUCGAGCAAUUGAUCAAGUAACAUUAACGACAUUUAAAACUAAAUUUCAAGACUUAACAGAAUUACUUUCUCAUGUUAAAAAUAAAGAAAUGAAUGCAUGGCAUAUCAUUCAGGUGAAUAUCAGAGUUGCAAUAAUGAUUUUUCAGGUGAUUGUUUAUCCUCAAAAAGUGUUUCGGUUUUCCAUCAUUCAAAUUUUGAUGAGAUAUGUAGAGAAAAUAUAUCUCCGAGUAGACACUUCAUAAUAAGCAUUUCAGCUCGAAACUUCGAAUGAAAAUUUCCAAUUCUUGAACGUUGAUCGAGCUCAUAACUUUUUCAUAUCGAGGCCAAAUUAUUUGUUAGCAACAUGACUUCGAAAAAUUAAAAUAUAUAUAGCUCAAGAUGAUGAGAUUUUGGGUGACGGACAUUUCGCACCAAGUCAUUCCGAACCCCGGACAUGUGUCCGAGUGUUCGGAAAUGACUUUUUGUCGUAACAAAUAUAUGACGGGAGUUCGUAAUCCUUUUUGAACAGGAGAUCGUAAUCGAAAACACAGGGAGAUCGGAAAGGCGUUACUGGGAAUUCGAAAUGGAAUGAUCAUUACUAUAUGCGGAGUAAUGUUUAAGAAUCGGGACGAAAAAGACGGGAUGUUCAUGACCCAAUUUACCAGAAGAUCGUAACUGAUUUAUUCUAAUAUUCGCAACGGUCAUAAAGACUUUUCUUUCUUUUUUUUUUUACAGAAUCAAGAAUGAUUGAUACAAUAGGUUCGUAAUGAUAUAAACAACAUCUACCUUUCUCUGUCUCUACAGAUAACGCUAUAAUAACUGUACAAGAUGUUUACGACUUUUGUGCUUUAACCUAUUCAUAAUGUUGAUAAUUGUUAUCACUAAUCUCUGUGGAAAUGAAGUACUAUAUAAUUAAAAGUCUCUACGUUCAAAAAUUAUUGACUAGACGAGUGAGG